Messenger RNA from Nannospalax galili (Upper Galilee mountains blind mole rat), 7475 nucleotides. It is a transcript of the gene Ccser2, whose product is annotated as coiled-coil serine rich protein 2. Lineage: Eukaryota; Metazoa; Chordata; Mammalia; Rodentia; Spalacidae. Gene Ontology annotation, biological process: microtubule bundle formation. The transcript is spliced from 11 exons. Gene Ontology annotation, cellular component: microtubule cytoskeleton. Gene Ontology annotation, molecular function: microtubule binding. Bases 309 to 3422 code for a protein of 1037 amino acids. The record is from RefSeq and is a predicted model, not a curated record.
UUGGUAAUCCCCAGUGUCUCAGCCUCCUGUUGAACAGCAGUGACAGCUUGGGGAAGACUGCUGUCGUCCAGUCCAACCUUUUAUUUUGAUUAUCUGACAAAAUCUGCUUGUUCUAAAGCAAUGAACUGAUACCACGAUCUGCACUUUGAAAACAGGGGCUGCACUUGUUUCUUAUGGAAAGAGUGAUCAUCAUCGCUGUGCUGACAAUUCUCAAAUCAUCAUCCUCCAUUUUGGCUUAUCCUUGCAUUUUGGCCUCCUUUAUGUGACCAAUUCUGUCAAAUUUUAAGAACAAAUGCACUUUAUAGCUCAUGGAAGAAAAAACACAAAUCAAGACAUUUUUGGGUUCCAAGUUGCCAAAGUAUGGAACAAAGUCUGUGAGAAGUACACUGCAGCCGAUGCCAAAUGGGACCACCGUGACUUUAUUAGGGACUUCCAAGAGUAGUAUUGUCAAGAGCUACACAAAAAAUAAUGGCUCUGAUUCUUCACUGUCCCAUCCAUUUAAUUGGAGAAAAGCAAGUAAAUACCAACUUGGUACACAAACCCCUGCAGACCUUAACAAUAUUCAGAGCUCACAUGAUAAAUUAAUUGAUCCUGAAAAACAUGCUCCUGCUCAAGGAACGUUUGAUAAGAAUGGGAUAAAGGGAGGGUUGAAAAGUGCAUCUUUAUUCCCAUCAAAGCUAGCAAGGCCAACUACUAUGUUUGUGUCAUCUACAGAGGAGUUAAAUCAGAAAUCCUUUUCUGGACCAUCUAAUUUGGGGAAAUUCACCAAAGGCCCAUUAUUAGGAAGGACUUCCUAUUCUUCGGUCAAUGCUCCAAAGUCCCGUUUGAAUACAUUUUAUGGAAACCGAUCGACUGGCAGCAUGCAAAGGCCCAGAGCAAACUCCUGUGCUACCAGAAGCAGUUCUGGAGAAAGCUUAGCACAAUCCCCAGACAAUAGUAAAUCUAUUACUUGUGAAAAGAUGGUAAGAUCCCAAAGUUUUUCCCAUUCCAUUCAGAAUUCCUUCCUUCCUCCUUCAUCUAUAACCAGAUCACAUUCCUUCAACAGAGCUGUAGAUCUUACAAAGCCUUAUCAGAACCAACAGCUACCCAUUAGAGUGCCUCUUCGGUCAAGUAUGCUAACAAGAAAUUCUCGGCAGUCAGAAGUUCUCAAUGGGAAUGAGCAUUUGGGCUAUGGAUUUAAUAGACCUUAUGCUGCUGGUGGGAAGAAGUUGGCUUUAUCAAAUGGCCCAGGUAUAACUUCUACUUUGGGUUAUAGGAUGGUUCAUCCCUCUCUGCUGAAAUCUAGCCUACCUUCAUUUCCUGGGGCCAUUGCAGUUGAUGGUAAUAAAAAUUCACCUGCUGACACAUGUGUAGAGGAAGAGACUACAGUUCUGGCUAAGGACAGCACUGUUAAUAAGGACCAAGAACUAAUUGAAAAUAAAAAUUAUCGAACAGAAAAGGAUCAGACCAUGAAGCAUGAUGCUAAAAUUAGAUACCUAAGUGAUGAUGUGGAUGAUAUUUCUUUGUCAUCUUUGUCAUCUUCUGAUAAGAAUGAUUUAAGUGAAGACUUCAGUGAUGAUUUUAUAGAUAUAGAAGACUCCAACCGAACUAGAAUAACUCCGGAGGAAAUUUCUCUCAAAGAAGAAAAGCAUGAAAACAGACCAUCAAAGGAUAUAUUUGAUUCUCCUAAGGAAAAUGAAAAAGCCUUCAGUAAAACUGAUGAAUGGAUAGAUAUAAAUGUCUCUGACAGGAGUGAAUGUACAAAACAUACUUCCGGAAAUAACUUGAUUUCACCUGAUACGGAUUACAGAGCUGGUUCUUCAUUUGAGCUCUCUCCGUCUGAUAGCUCUGAUGGAACAUACAUGUGGGAUGAAGAGGGCCUGGAACCCAUUGGAAAUGUGCAUCCUGUUGGCAGCUAUGAGUCCUCUGAAAUGAACAGCAUAGAUAUUCUGAAUAAUCUUGAAUCAUGUGAUCUUGAGGAUGAUGAUCUUAUGCUGGAUGUGGAUCUGCCGGAAGAUGUACCUCUUGAAAAUGUGGAGUGUGACAAUAUGAACCGAUUUGACCGAGCAGACAGAAAUGCACGGCAGUCUCAGGAAGGAUUUUGGAAAAGGCCACCACAGAGGUGGAGUGGACAGGAGCAUUACCACCUUAGCCAUCCCGAUCACUACCAUCACCAUGGGAAAAGUGACUUGAGCAGAGGCUCUCCUUAUAGAGAAUCUCCUUUGGGUCAUUUUGAAAGCUAUGGAGGGACCCCCUUUUUCCAGGCUCAGAAGAUGUUUGUAGAUGUGCCAGAAAAUGCAGUGGUAUUGGAUGAGCUUACCCUCAGGCACAUGGUCCAGGAUUGCACCGCUGUCAAAACUCAGCUACUCAAACUGAAACGCCUCUUACAUCAGCAUGAUGGAAGUGGAUCAUUGCACGACGUUCAGCUAUCAUUGCCAUCCAGUCCAGAGCCAGAAGCUGAGGAUCAGAUAUAUGAGAAUGAAGAUUUAUUAAAUGAAAUCAAACAACUUAAAGAAGAAAUAAAGAAAAAAGAUGAAAAGAUUCAACUAUUAGAAAAUCAGCUAGCAACCAGGUGUAAUUGCCACCAGAAAUCUAAAGAUGAAAAAUGCACAUAUGCUGAUAAAUACACCCAAACACCCUGGAGAAGAAUUUCUCCUCAAGUACUACAGCCUUCCAGCAGCCUUCCCAGACCCACAGACCACACCCAGGGAAAACUAAUAAAGCCACAACAUACCGAGGCCCACAGUGAGCAUGCAAUCCAGGACAUGUAUCAGGGUGGUGCACAUCCAGAUGGAAGCUUUACACAGGGCUUGCCACAAGAAAACGACUAUGGUUUGGAAGACCGUUCAUCUAGCCCACAGUUCACGAUAGAUGUAGUGAAGGAUACACCUGAAAUUACUCCGAAUGUGACCAUGAAUGCUCAAGAGCCUUAUCAUUCGGCAAAGAAUCAAAUUAGUGAUGUGCAGUUUGAACCUACUCCUCCUCAGACACCUCCCCAGUCAAGUACAGUGGACCAGACUAAGAGAGUUGGAAAGAACCGGUCUCAGCCCACAUCCUUGCAGCUUUUAAAGCCGUCCAUCUUGAGUUCUUUGGCACCUCCUCCAGAUUCUGAGUCAUCUCCAAGUAGGACUUCCACUUGUAAGAAGUUACCAGUAAUCACACCAUGUAAUUCAAUGAAACUUCAGCUAACAUCUAGUCAAACAAAUCUUGCAAAUAAUUUAAAUCUUAAAGUAUCUAAACUCCGCCCCCCGUCUGGCCCUUUCAAACAAAAACAAAUAAGCAAUUCCCAACUACAGCCUCAAAACUUCCAGGCCAAGACAAGCAUCCCACGGCCCAGUGCACGGCAAAGAGAAAUCCUGCAGAGUCCUCAUGGCAGUUUGCAUUCUGGGGAUUGUUUGGCCUCUAAUCGAUACUCUCGUCUUCCUAAACCAAAGAUACAUUAAGUACAUAGCCAUCACCUGCCAGUUUGUGUUUUGAAAACGGUCUGCUCUGUAAUAGCUUUAUGUGCAGUUUGCUACUGUGUUGGAGGUUCCAUUAUAGCAAAUCUUAAAAUUAAAAUGUGGAAGCUUCUACUGGUUUGGCUCUUCCAUUUUAUAUCUUGGUUGAAGUCUAUACCAUAUGAACAUAUUUGUCUCAGGUAAACACAAGUUUACUUACCCAUCUCAGAGGCCCUCCACAGUCUCCGUGCCUCCUACCCACCUCUCUGCACAUCCAAAAAAGUAAUAUUCCACUUAAAACAGGCAAGAUGUGUGUUUUGCUCAUUUAGUUCUGUCGUAGUGUCCAUAUUGACUCUGGUUUUCAGAACCCUACUCCUUUGUUUAUCCCUCCUGUGACUGACUACUGUUUUACCUAAAGAUACAUAGUACAAUGGAAGGUGGUAAUCUGUAAACAGUUCUGGCCAGUGUUUUGUAUAUUUAAGAGGUCUAUGCAAAAGCUUUGUGAUGAAUAAAGAUCAGGCUUUUAAUGGGAAGUCCAUGUAAGUUUUAUUUUUCCUUUCUAGGAUCAUCAACCCAGUUCUACUGUUUAUCUUUUUAUCAGACAAAUCCCCAGGCUGACAGUAUUCAUUUUAUAUAUAUAACACCUUGUUUCACACACACAUAUACCAUUUGCUUGUAUUUCUACUGGAUAAAUUUGGAGAGCUUGAAAUGCCUAAAGGCAUAUCAUUUGUAACCUCUGUUCGUGUUAGAGUUUUGCUAGCAAUUCAGUUUUGAAUUUGAAUCCAUCAUAGCUAUUUUAAGGUUCCACAAAAUACAUUUUAAAUUAAGUAUUGUAAUAUUUCCACUUAUUGGCUUUGCUAAUAUUCAAAGACUGGAAUAAUGGACUUGAAAUAUUUGCACAAAAUAUUGAUGGAAUAGAAGUAUCCUGUUCAGUGGGAUUUAAAAUUUGUUUUCUGUAGCAAAAUAGGUUAUAACAUUUUCAGAAAAAAAAAUACAUUUAAGGCUAAUAAUAGGUUUACUUUUCUGAGUUUCCUAGGUUUCCCUUUUCUGUAAGUUUGAAUGACAGUUUCUUUAAAAGUAGAUUUGGGAAGAAAAAAUUAAAUUGUAGAUAGGAAACUGUACCUCAUUAAAAGAUAUUAUUCAUUUUAAUGAGCUACAAAAGGUAGCUGUGACUGUGGAUAGGAGCUCAGUUAUGCUGGAGGCCACUUAAAUUUACGUUCUGUUCUUCCAAAUAAUGUCGCCUUUAGGCUGUCAUCCAUAGCUGCUUUAAUUCAAAUUAAUAAUUUUCAGACAGAUAACCUCACAAGGUCAAUUUUGAUUAACUGACCACAAAAAGUAUCAAAAGGAAUUAUGGCCCCAAAAAGUAUCAGAAGGAAUUAUGAAAAUCAGAUGUAAAAUUAUUUCCAGGGAUUCCUUUAAAAAUGUAUAUAUGUUAAAAUAUCUGCCCCUUUCUAAGUGACAGCAUCAAGCGCAUUAGUGGAAAUUUCCAAAGUGCUGUGUGCUGUCAUUUUGAUGCAGUCUUUACUGGUCCGAACCCCUCAAGUGAAUGUCUUGGGUUUAGGCCCAGAUGAGCACACUGAUCUAGUAGCAUACACUCACAACAUAGCGCUUCCAUCAGAGAAAGACUGAUGUUCAGGACAUCCUGCACAUAGUGCAGACACCAUUACCAUAGUUGUCACACUGUCCACACAGGGUUCCUUGUUGAUAGAAGUGAACCAGGGUAGCUCUAGGUACACGUGGUACAUGUUUCUACUCUAUUCCCUAAGAUAAAACAUGCUCAUGAAUUAGUAUGGUUUUAAUUGACUUAGAAGAUUGGUAUAGGCAUUCACAAAAUAUUUUUAUAAGUUGGUCUUAUCCUUAGGGGAAAAUCUUAAUUUAAAUUUAUUUUUAAGCCCCUAGGGUGAGGAAAAUGUCUUUAAUUGUCUGUUAUGUAGAAAUGUUGACUCCAGCAAUUUGUUUAUUCUAGUAUUUUUCCCACUCUGUUUUUUUCUCCCUGAUGAAUUUGCAGAAAUGUUAAUCCAUUAGUUCACCUUCUCUGUACCUUUUUCUUAAUAGACGAUAGGCUCGUGAAUAUAAUUUUCUAUUUUUUCUUUUUUUAUGGUUGUUGUUUGAGACAAUGUCUCAUGUAUUCCAGGCUGGCCUCUAACUCCCUGUUUAUCUGAAGAUAAUCUUGAAUUUUUGAUCCCUCUGCCUCUACCUCCAGAGGGCUGGGAUUAAAGGAGUUAGCCACCACACCUGGUUUAUGUAUUGCUGGGGGGGCUCAUGAAUCAUAGAAAAGCACUCUACCAAGUGAGCUACAUACCCAGCCCUCAUCAUUGUAAUUUUGAAGCAUAAUUGUUGAGAAAAUACCUAGGAUGCUUCCAUAAACAGCAUCGAGUAUUUGCCUGCAGUUUUCCUUAAAAGCUGCAAGAAUACCAUCUUGUCUGCUGCUUAGUAAAUGUUAAAUUAGAAUGGAAGUGAGGAUAUAACGCUACUGAAUAAUCAGAGGCCAUGCUCGGAUUUGGCUUGAUCGCUCUUUAUUGCUCUGUAAAUCAGCUCAGUGCCAAGCGUUCCUCCACAGAAUUUACUUGUUCUUUUAGCUCUCUCAGUGAAAAUGGUUGAAGUGGUUGACUUCUAAGUCCUGAGGAAAGGGGUUGGUUAAGUUUACAUUUAUGAAAGAGAAAAAGGUAUGGAGAAUUAUAUAUUUGGCUUUUAAUAGGAUGCAUUUCAAAAAAAAAUUAUUUUUGAGUUAGGUGUCGCUAUGUAGCCCAGGCAAGCUUUACAUUCAUUCACGAUCCUCCUGCCUCAGUCUCUCAAGGGCUGGUGUAUAAGCCAGCACCAGCAUGCCCAGAUGGAUAUCAAUAUUUUUGAAAGAAGGCUUUGUCUAAGAUGUUUAUUGGCACAGGGAAAGUGCCUUUAAGGCAUUAAGGGAUUAUAGAGUUGUAUCAUUUAGAAGAUUUCUAAUAACUGAUACCAUUUAUCUGUUAUUCUUGGAGUCUCAUUUUUCAUUUGUGCAAUAUUUUCAGGCAUAUAGACUACUGUUUGUUGUAUUUAUAUAGAUAUUAGGGAACUUACUAAGCAUUUUAAAAGUAGAAAUCUGAAUAUGAAAGAAAAUAUCAGAUAUGCACUUUAAAUGAGCUUAAUUGCUUGGAGUUGUGCCUGAAAUAUCAAAAUGCCUCCUGGGUGUGGCUUUGUUUAGUGAAGUGAAUUUCUGUCACUGUUGCUGUUCAAAGAUAUCAGUACAGCCUUUCACAGACCUACACUCCCAGCAUGUCACUUUGCCCAUUGUAGUACUAAGUUUUCUUUGAAUGCCCAUUGUCCAUUUUAAGUAUUUUACUCAAUACAUCAAAGAGAAUGGGACCCCUGUAGCUGUCACUUGGAAAAGGUCCCGUGGCAUAGAUUGUGUUCCAAAUGCAGGUGCACUUCUGGAUUCCUGGGCUCCUGGGCACUGGGGUUGCAUUGAAGGCCAGUAAGACUGCAGCACCAAUUCCACACCCUCUCCAUUCCUACACAGUAGCUUUCGUGUUGCUGAAUUAACUUGGGUGGUUAUGUUUGCAUGCUUAUGCACACAUUUGAAAAUUAGUUAGAACUGUAAUACAAAUACUUAUUUUCCCUGGGGAUGAUGGCCUUGCUCUUUUCUUAAUUCUGAUGCUUGAAUUCCAUCUUCUGUUGGUCUUUCCAAAUGUCCUUUUUAAGUUUUCUGCUGCAGCAAUUUGAGAGGAUCCAUUUGGAGAGGUGAUUAUGAGGGUUCUAUAAUUAUGUUAUUGAUGAAAGAUUAUGUCUUAAUCUUGUUGGGGAAAAACUGCUCCCUUUCUCCUUGAUAGAGCUUUGCCAUCAUGACAUAAUGAUGGCCCUAAGAAUGUAAAAUCUCUUUUAAGUCAUGACUCCUGAGUAUCUAAGUCAUGGCUAACAAAAACCAGAAAUAGUAUCUGCAGUGUGUUUUUCCCGUGGAGUUUCAAAACCACUUCAGAGUACAUAAUGUAUAUUAGAAUUUGCCUGUAAAAUGAAUUAUGAAAAUCAGAUGUAAAGUCUCUUUCUUGAAAAUGUUGGCAUAGUAAAUAAAAAUAAAGUUCAUAAUUA